CGGUCACACUGCCCUAGACAAAACAACUAAGAUUUUAAUCAUUCGGCUUAAAGCACUAGUAGCGGUCUUACCUGUUUUGUUAAUUUCAAAUAAUCACCUGUACCUGCAUCUCCAAGAUGACCAAGACCCGUGUGUAUGUUGUCGGUGUGGGCAUGACAAAGUUCGAGAAGCCCGGCCGUCGUGCUGAUGUCUGCUAUCCGGAUUUUGCCAAGGAGGCCAUCACCAAGGCUCUGCAGGAUGCCAACAUCAAGUACGAGGAGGUGCAGCAGGCGGUGACUGGUUACGUCUAUGGCGACUCCACCUGCGGCCAGCGUGGACACAUACUCCACCCUUACUGGCCAAUCUCAAUCAUGUACCAACAGUAUUUUGACCGUGCCAAUCCCAUGGAGCGUCACAUCACCGAGAUGAGCGAACUUACCGAAAUUGGACCUGGACCCAUGGCUGCUCAGAUCUUUGGGAAUGCUGGCAAGGAACACAUGAAGAAGUAUGGCACCAAGCCCGAGCACUUUGGCAAGAUCGCCUGGAAGAACCACAAGCACUCCGUCAACAAUCCCUACUCGCAGUUCCGCGAUGAAUACACUCUGGAGCAGAUUAUGAAGUCGCCUCAGGUGGUCGAGGGAGUGCUGACCAAACUGCAAUGCUGCCCCACCUCCGAUGGCUCUGGUGCUGCCAUCCUGGCCUCCGAGCAGUUCGUGCGUCGCCAUGGCCUCGAGAAGCAGGCUGUGGAGAUUGUGGGCAUGGAAAUGGCCAGUGAUCCAGCAUCCACAUUCGCAGACAAGAGCCUCAUGAAGAUCGCUGGCUACGAUAUGACUGCUUUGGCCACUCAGCGUCUGUUUGCCAAGAGCGGCUACAAGCCACAGGAUGUGCAGGUGGUGGAGCUCCACGAUUGCUUCUCCGCCAACGAGCUGGUGACCUACGAGGCAUUGGGCUUGUGCGGCGAGGGCAAGGCUGGCGAGUUCAUUGAUCGCGGAGACAACACUUAUGGCGGCAAGUUCGUGGUGAACCCCAGCGGUGGACUCAUCUCCAAGGGUCAUCCUCUGGGCGCCACUGGCCUGGCCCAGUGCGCUGAGCUGUGCUGGCAGCUGCGCGGUCUGGCCGAGAAGCGACAGGUGCCCAAUGUGCAGCUUGCCCUGCAGCAUAAUCUCGGACUGGGUGGCGCUGUGGUGGUGGCUCUGUAUCGCCUGGGCUUCCCAGCGGCCAACAGUGUGAUGCACAAUCUGACGGCUGCUGCCAAGGCGGCCACCAGUGAGGAUGGCUUCAAGGUGGCGCCGCUGCUGAAAGUGCUCGAGCAGGCCAUGCAGGAGGACAAGGAUAAUCUGAUAGAAAAAGUGCGCGCCGUCUAUGGCUUCAAGGUGAACAAUGGACCCCAAGGCCAGACUGGCUUCUGGGUCAUCGAUGCCAAGCAGGGCAAGGGCAAGAUCGUUUUCAAUGGCACACAAAAAUGUGAUGUCACUUUUAUCAUCAGCGACGAGGAUGUGUUUGAGCUGCUGACGGGCAAGCUGCCGCCACAGAAGGCCUUCUUCCAGGGCAAGAUUAAGAUUCAGGGCAACAUGGGCUUUGCCAUGAAGCUGAUGGAUCUGCAGCGCUCCGCACAGGGUCGCAUUGAGGAGCUGCGCUCGAAGUUGUAAGAAAUCCGAGUGGGGUUGAUGCAGCGAUUGUCUACAUUCCGUCUGUCGUUUGUGCCUUUUGUGUCUUUGGCAAUUCUCUUUUCGGCUUUGGAUCUGUUGAACCGCUUUUUGUACGAUUUUUGUAUUAUUUUUCUAGAGAUUAAAAUUGUUAUAAAUUAAA
Messenger RNA from Drosophila guanche, 1788 nucleotides. It is a transcript of the gene ScpX, whose product is annotated as non-specific lipid-transfer protein. The record is from RefSeq and is a predicted model, not a curated record. NCBI's taxonomy places the organism in Eukaryota, Metazoa, Arthropoda, Insecta, Diptera, Drosophilidae. The transcript is spliced from 5 exons. Gene Ontology annotation, molecular function: acyltransferase activity, transferring groups other than amino-acyl groups. The coding region runs from base 117 to 1628 and encodes 503 amino acids.